AUUUUUUUUUUAUUUUUUUUUUGGGUGGAGGGGAGGAAAAUAUCGGGCGCGAAAACAACCCCCCCAUCACUCUGCUUCAUAACACCAACGCCCCGGCGGAACACACAUAUUCCCCAACCGCCACCUCUACAACCGUUCUGAAUAGCGACAGUUAGCAUAUGGCAUCACGAGUUAUGCACCUCGGGCCUUUUUUUUGGGUACUUGAACAUUUGACGAGGGCUUGCCUUAAGCGAGCCAUGCGGGCUUUCGCCGAUACACAGAGCGCUACCUGGAAUUCAUGUUAUGGCAUCGACAGGAUGCUCAAGCUCUGGACUCUGGGCUACGGAGGGGAUGACCGACGGGCAGGAUUCCAAGGGGAGGCGAUGGAUUGUGCGGUUGGAUGGAACUUUGUCAUGAUAACAAGCGGCCCGUUGAACUGACACACCUGGCUCCAGCGCUAGCUGUAGAUAGAAGAAAGACGGCUUUUCGCCUUGGAUUC
This is a messenger RNA of Neurospora hispaniola, 478 nucleotides long. RefSeq lists its product as uncharacterized. The record is from RefSeq and is a predicted model, not a curated record. The transcript has a single exon. Bases 159 to 419 code for a protein of 86 amino acids. Lineage: Eukaryota; Fungi; Ascomycota; Sordariomycetes; Sordariales; Sordariaceae.